AUGGAAAAGUCUGGAGAAAGUUUACAUUAUCCCCCUUACCCUUUCACAGUACAGGAGGAUAUGGUUGCAGUUGCACAGAAAUUGGAUGAUCUCGUCCAAGUGAUAGAGGAUUUCUCAGACAAUUCGAAGAGCUCUACAUUCGUGAAAUUACAGACGAAACUUAAUCAUGUUUUAGGACGUCUAGAUAACAUGGCCUGCUCCAAGGCUGAUGAAUUCAAGCAACGAGGGCUUUUGGUGGCCCAAACUUUAUCUAUGAUUAACAAGUUGAACACGAAGGCUACCCAGGCUGAAGGAAAAAUCGAACCUAUUCCCCCAAAUUUAUGCGUUCUUCAAGGAAGUAUACAGGCUGCGGCCUUGCCUGAUCCUUUUGCUGGUGCUGCUGCUCAGAUGCCGAUUGGCACAAGUACACCAAAUACCUCCAAUACAGUUGGACCUAGUAACAUAAAGCCCAUACUACCUCACAAAUGGGGAAUCAAAUUUGCUGGAGAUAAGAAGAAAAUGUCAGUUACAGCAUUUUUUGAACGAGUGGAAGAGCUGAGGCGAGCAAGAAACGUCACAAAGGAGAUAUUGUUGGAAUCUGGAAUUGAUCUUUUCGAGGGGAGAGCAUACGAGUUUUAUCAGGAUUGUCGAGCAGAGGUCCAGACUUGGGACGAGUUAGUAAAUAAAUUUAAGGAGGAGUAUCAACCACCCUUCUAUUCCGAGCAUCUCUUGGAGGAAAUAAAACGAAGAACACAGGGCCCGGACGAAUCGAUAGGGACCUACAUGGCUAUAAUGUCAAGAUAUUUUCAAAGAUUACAUUGUCCAAUUUCCGAAGAGGCUAAACUAGCAAUUCUGAUGAGAAAUAUCUCUCCAUUUUACAGGAAUCAAUUGGGAGCUCUCGAAAUUGAUAACAUUGCUCAGUUGAAAAUGUUGUGUAAACGGAUAGAAUAUAGAAUGUCCCCUGCUGAUCCUGGUCCGUCAUCCCGAAGAAAUUGUUCUUUAGAGCCAGACCUUGCCUAUGUUAAAUUAGAGGAACAGCUUUCAGAAAUGGAUAUUUCAGGAGCAAGCACUGAGAUAGGUGGAACUACUGAUUCAGUGAGGCAGAAGGAGAUUAUUUGUUUCAACUGCAAUAAGGCGGGACAUAAGGCUAUUGGAUGCGCUGAAAAGAGAAAGAUUUACUGUUAUGGAUACUUUAUCUUGGACCACGCCGUUGGGGAUGAGAGGCCAUAUUUGAAGGUGGAUAUACUGGGUUAUGAAAUGUUGGGACUACUAGACUCAGGUGCAUCAAGGACUUUUGUUGGAAGAAAAGGUUGGGAGAUUUUAAAAAAGUUACAGUUAAAGCUUAAUACAGAAUUCACAACGGAUUGCAGAGUGGCAAAUGGUCAGAGAGCAAAGAGCAUAGGAACUGUUGAGGUACCGGUUAAACUGAGAGACAGAGUAAAGAUUGUUGAAAUGCUUGUUGUGCCUGAUAUUCCUCAUACGUUGAUCUUGGGAUAUGAUUUCUGGGUUGUUAUGGGUAUCAUCCCUGAUUUGAAACAUAAUGAAUGGCAUUUUGCAGAAAACCCUAAUGAUUUAUGUAGCAUGGAACUGAAUAAUUUGCAUGACAGUUUGAAUGACGAGCAGAGGAAACGACUAGAAGAGCUGGUACACGAGCAUCGACAAACUAUGGGAGAUGGGAUAGGUUGUACGAACAUGGUUGAGCAUAAAAUUGAGACCACAUCACAACCUAUAAGACAAAGAAGUUAUCGAGUUUCUCCUGUACUACAGAAGGUGAUUGAAGACGAAGUUAAUGUAAUGUUGGAGCAAGAUGUGAUUGAGCCGUCAAAUAGCCCCUGGGCUUCCCCAGUUGUCCUGGUCAAGAAGAAGAACACUGAUAAAUACCGAUUCUGUGUCGACUUUAGGAUUUUGAAUAGUAAAACCGAACGCGACAGCUAUCCUCUUCCUCUGGUUUCAGAAACACUGGACAAACUCAGAGAUGCGAAGUAUUUAUCCACUGUUGAUGUGAAGAGUGCGUAUUGGCAGAUUCCUAUGGAAAAAUCGUCGAAGCCCCUUACUGCAUUUAUUUGCCACAAGGGACUAUUUCAGUUUAAGAGAAUGCCGUUUGGUCUGCACAACGCUGCAGCGACAUGGCAGAGAUUCAUCGAUACGGUCCUGGCAGAUUUGGCACCCUUUGUGUUUGUUUAUUUGGACGAUAUCGUGAUUGUGACUCAAACGUUUGAGGAACACCUUAGAGUUUUAGAGGAAGUCCUUAGAAGGCUCAAGAGCGCAGGCGUGACUAUCAGUUGGGACAAGUGCCAAUUCUGUCGUCCGGAAAUGAAGUAUUUGGGAUAUGUGAUCGACCAACAAGGACUGAGAGUAGACCCUGAUAAGGUGAGGGUUAUGCUAGAGUUGAAACCUCCAACAUCGGUGAAAGAAGUCAGAAGAAUCAUUGGCAGCUUCUCGUGGUAUCGUCGAUUCAUCCAGGACUUCUCUACUAUAAUGACUCCAAUUACAGCAUUGACAAAGAAAAAUAAGAAGUUUGAAUGGAAUUCGGAGUGUGACAUCGCUUUUAAAAAGGUAAAAGAACUGCUGGUAAGAGCGCCGAUUUUGAGCUGUCCUGAUUACACUAAAGAGUUCUUAAUCGCCACGGAUGCUUCUGGAUAUGGGAUUGGAGCUGUACUAUAUCAACCUCAUGACCAGGGAGACAAGGUUAUUUGUUAUCUAAGUCGAUCACUAUCCAAACAAGAAAGGUUAUACACGACAUCGGAAAGAGAAAUGCUUGCUGUGGUAUGGGCCAUACAGAAGCUUCGACCUUAUAUCGAAGGUGUUCCCUUUACAGUGGUAACUGACCAUCAUUGUUUGAAAUGGCUACUGAAUUUGAAAGAUCCAACUGGUCGUUUGGGUCGUUGGUCCAUUAAACUGCAGAUGUACGAUUUCAAAGUUCAGCAUCGAAGUGGACGUGAAAUGGCUCUUCCAGACAUGCUGUCUAGGACCAUGCCUGUGUUGGAUGAAGUAAAGACUGGAGGAGGCUCUGAACAUAAGGUGGAAGACAAAUGGUAUAACAGGAUGGUGAUGAAAGUGGAGAGAGUACCGCUGAAGUUUCUUAGCUGGCGCAUACAGGAUGGCAGAUUAUAUAAAUAUGUGAAACAAGACUAUCCUGAUCUGCUAGUAAAGGAAGAUUUCUAG
This is a messenger RNA of Coccinella septempunctata (seven-spotted ladybird), 3144 nucleotides long. RefSeq lists its product as uncharacterized. NCBI's taxonomy places the organism in Eukaryota, Metazoa, Arthropoda, Insecta, Coleoptera, Coccinellidae. The transcript is spliced from 2 exons. Gene Ontology annotation, biological process: proteolysis. The coding region runs from base 1 to 3144 and encodes 1047 amino acids. Gene Ontology annotation, molecular function: aspartic-type endopeptidase activity; nucleic acid binding; zinc ion binding. The record is from RefSeq and is a predicted model, not a curated record.